Messenger RNA from Phytophthora infestans T30-4, 1674 nucleotides. Its product is annotated as pre-mRNA-splicing factor ATP-dependent RNA helicase, putative. Gene Ontology annotation, molecular function: RNA binding. The coding region runs from base 1 to 1674 and encodes 557 amino acids. Gene Ontology annotation, cellular component: intracellular anatomical structure. The record is from RefSeq and is a predicted model, not a curated record. The transcript is spliced from 3 exons. NCBI's taxonomy places the organism in Eukaryota, Oomycota, Peronosporomycetes, Peronosporales, Peronosporaceae.
AUGGGUAUGCAAGCCCCACGGAGCAGGACGAUAGUAUGCACGCAGCCGCGACGCGUCGCCGCCGUGACGAUCGCACAGCGCGUGGCCCAGGAAAUGGGCUGCCAGGUGGGCGAAGAGGUUGGCUAUGCUGUUCGAUUCGAGGAGAAGUGGAAUCCAGAUCGCACCAAGAUCAAGUUCGUCACGGACGGUCUGUUGCUGAGGGAGACAAUGCGAGACCCGCUGCUAUCUCGCUACUCCGUCGUGAUGCUGGAUGAAGCUCAUGAGCGAAAUUUGGAGACUGAUCUUCUGUUGGGGCUAAUCAAGAAGAUUCAGAGAAAGCGACCGGAUCUGCGGGUGAUCAUCGCAUCGGCUACAUUGCAGGUGGAUACGUUCGUGAAGUUCUUUAGAAGGAAGGAGAAGGAUCCCGAACAGGUUUCAAAGUCCUCUGGUCGACCGUCACAGAUGCAAAACGAUGUAGUUGCGGUUUCGGUGGAAGGUCGACAAUUUCCCGUUGAUGUCGAAUACCUCCAGGAACCAUGUGGAGACUAUCUGCAGAAGGCAAUCGAUACCGUACUCGCUAUAGACGAGCACGAAGGUGAAGGCGACGUUCUGGUGUUCUUACCUGGUCAGGAAGAGAUCGAUUUUGUUGUGAGGACGCUGAACGACAGAGCACCGACGCAUAUCCUUUCCGUUCCGCUAUAUGGAACGCUCCCACUGCACAUGCAACAGAACGCUUUCCUGCCACCUCCUCGAGGCGUGCGUCGGAAAGUUAUCGUCGCUACGACUAUCGCUGAAACUUCCGUGACUAUUGAAGGUGUGGUGUUUGUGGUAGACGGAUGCUUCACGAAGCUCGCGUUCUUCAACCCGCUGACUGGGGUGGAGGCUUUAAUCACUGCGCCUGUAUCCAAGGCUUCAGCCAAGCAGAGAGCUGGUCGUGCUGGACGCUCUCGACCUGGAAAAUGUUUCCGGCUUUGCACACAAGAGCAUUUCCGCAAGGCACUUGCAAAAGAAACAAUUCCGCAGAUGCAACGUACGAAUUUGGCCACUGUUGCUCUGUAUUUGCUGAGCAUGGGGAUCCAGGAUCUGGCACACUUUGAUUUCGUGUCGCCUCCUUCGCCCGAGGCUCUUAUACGCGCGCUGGAGCUGCUGUUCUCUCUUGGGGCCAUUGAUGCUGACUGUCAUCUCAUCGAUCCACUAGGCACGCAAAUGGCGGAGUUCCCGGUGGCGCCAGCACUAGCGAAAGUGUUGUUAGCAUCGUUCCGUUUCGACUGUACGAAUGAGAUGCUCAGUAUCGCCAGUGUGUUAUCCGUGGGAGAUGUUUUCCUGGGCUCACGCGGUUCCAGAGAGCGACAGGAGAAAAUCGCUCAAGCCAUGGAACAGUUUGCGCACCCAGACGGCGAUCACAUGACGUACCUGUCCAUCUACGAUGAAUUUGUGGAGAAUAACAAGAGUCGAUCAUGGUGUGACGAGUAUCUUCUAAGCCAUCGUGCCCUCUUGCGUGCUACAGAGAUUCGUCGCCAUCUCAAGCGGUACGUGACGCGCUUCAAGUCGCUGGAGAAAAGCAGCGGCUCUGCCGGCGACGAAGGAUUCGUAGGACUCGGCAAUAGUGACGAGGCUUUAAGUGCAGCAAUCCGCAAGUGUUUGAAUCGACCCACGGUGGCUCGUCGAUCUUGCACCAGAUUUCUAUCGCACUAA